AUGAAUGCCGAAGCCGUUCGGGCUCGCAUCGUCGCCACCCUCUCUCCCGAUGCGAACGUGCGAAGAGCCGCCGAGAUUGACCUCAAGCAGGCCGAGGGGCAUCCCGGCUUCACCGAUGUUCUGCUCGACGUCCUAAGCGCGGAGCCCGAAGAUGCCGUCCGACUUUCGACCGUUAUCUAUCUUAAGAACCGUACAAAUCGAGGCUGGUCGAGAAGCGACCAUUACCCCGACGAUCCCCUGAUAGCCGAAGAUGAAAAGCAACGCUUCCGCGACCGCAUCCUCCCCAUCCUCGCCGCUUCUCGCGGCCCCGUCCGACAGCAGUUGUUACAGCUGAUCCAGCGCAUCCUACACUUCGACUUCCCAGGGAAAUGGCCCAGUUUCAUGGAUGUCACGUUGCAGCUGCUCCAUUCGAAUGAUGCCCCCUCUGUUCUCGCGGGUCUGCAGUGCCUGCUGGUCACCUGCCGUGCCUACCGAUUCAAGGGUGCCCAGGACAACAGUCGGGCGGAGUUCGACAAGAUUAUCGAAGCCAGCUUUCCCAGGCUGCAGCAGAUCUGCAACGAAUUGGUCAACCAGCAGAGCGACGAGGCCGGCGAGAUGCUGCAUAUCGCCCUGAAAGCCUACAAGCACGCCACCUGGCUCGAACUCUCGAGUUUUCUGAGACGGCACGACGUAAAUAUCGGGUGGUGUACCAUUUUCCUGCACACCGUAUCUAAAUCGAUACCCCCGUCGGCCAUGGCCGAAGACAUAGAGGAGAGAGAACGUCAUCACUGGUGGAAGGCCAAGAAGUGGGCCUAUUUCAACCUCAACAGACUGUGGAUCAGGCACGGAAACCUCCAGGCCGUCACCACUAAGAAUAACGAAACGACUAGAUAUGCGAAGGAAUUCGAGAACACGAUCGCGCCCGAGGUCCUGAAGCACUACCUACAAGAGAUCGAAAAGUGGGUCUCCAAGACGGCCUGGCUGAGCAAGCCGUGUCUCUCGUACACGCUCGUUUUCCUCGACGAGUGUUGUCGUCCAAAGUCCAUGUGGGCUUUGAUGUACCCCCACCUGACGAACCUCGUGACCCAUCUCGUCUUUCCCGUAAUGUGCCUGAGCAGCGAGGACGUCCAAAAGUUCGAGGACGAGCCGGAGGAGUACCUGCACCGAAAACUGAAUUUCUACGAGGAGGUUUCUGCCCCCGAUGUCGCCGCCACGAAUUUCCUCGUCACCUUAACGAAGUCCCGCAGGAAGCAGACGUUCGAGAUCUUACAGUUCGUUAAUAGGGUGGUUACCGAGUACGAGCAGGCGGCCGACGACAAGAAAAACCACAUUGCGAAGGAGGGCGCGCUAAGGAUGAUAGGAACACUGGCGCCGGUCCUCCUCGGCAAGAAGAGCCCAGUUGCCGACCAGAUCGAAUAUUUCCUAGUUCGUUACGUCUUCCCCGAUUUCAAGAGCCCCCUAGGAUACCUUCGGGCCCGAGCUUGCGAUACCAUCGAGAAGUUCGAGCAGCUCAACUUCAAUGACCAAAACAACCUUCUCAUCGUCUACCGGCAUAUCCUGGAUUGCAUGGCCGAUACCGACCUACCCGUUCGCGUCACGGCGGCGCUGGCCUUGCAGCCCCUAAUUCGGCACGACGCCAUCCGCAUUAGCAUGCAGCAGAGCAUACCUACGAUCAUGCAGCAGCUACUGAAGUUGGCGAACGAAUGCGAUAUCGACGCUCUCGCUAACGUGAUGGAGGAUUUUGUCGAGGUGUUCGCCACCGAGCUCACCCCCUUCGCCGUGGCUCUGAGCGAGCAGCUCAGGGAGACGUACUUGAGGAUCAUUCGUGAGCUCCUCGACAAGAACGACGCACGGAACGGUGAUGACGAUUUCGGCGACUAUCUGGACGAUAAGAGCAUAACUGCUCUCGGCGUCUUGCAGACGAUCGGUACCCUUAUCCUAACCUUGGAGAACACGCCGGAUGUGCUGUUGCACAUCGAAGCAGUCCUGAUGCCUGUCAUCCAAGUCACGCUUGAGAAUAAGUUAUACGAUCUCUAUAACGAAGUGUUCGAAAUUAUCGACAGCUGCACGUUUGCCGCUAAGAGCAUCUCGGUUACGAUGUGGCAGGCCUUCGAGCUUAUCCACGCCACGUUUAAAUCUGGCGCCGAGCUUUACCUCGAGGACAUGCUCCCCGCGCUUGAUAACUUUGUGCAAUACGGCGCCGGCCAUCUCAUCCAGAAGCCCGAGUACGUUCAGGCACUCUACGGAAUGGUCGAAGAUAUGUUCCAGGACUCAAAGGUGAGCGGGGUCGACCGCAUCUGCGCGUGCAAGCUGGCCGAGGCUAUGAUGCUGAGCCUGCGCGGCAAUAUCGACCAAUCGGUUACCGGGUUCAUCACCAUGGCCAUGAUAGUGCUGAGCGGCCACGAUGCCAAAGUCAAGUCGUAUAAAAUUCACUUGAUGGAAAUGGUGAUAAACGCCAUCUACUACAACCCGGUCCUGACGCUGGCCGUCCUGGAGGGUAAAGGUUGGACAAACAAGUUCUUCAGCCUCUGGUUCGGCAAUAUGGACCACUUUAGCAGAGUACACGACAAGAAGCUCUGCAUCGUAGCCAUAGUUUCCCUAUUGAAUCUUAACGCGGACCAGAUUCCUGCCAGCGUUAGCACGGGGUGGCCAAGGCUGCUGCAAGGGAUUACGGGUCUCUUCAAGACCCUGCCCAACGCUUUGAAGAACCGCGAACAGGCUCUCAAGGAGGAUUUCGCGUACGAUUCUAACAAUUACGACUACGAGGACGAGGACGAGUGGGCCGAUGAGGACACCAACUGGAACGCCGAGGAAGGGGCCGAAGCGGAACAGGUAGACGCUAGGGACGAGAGCACCGCGUAUCUCGAGUUCCUGAACGAAGAGGCGGCGAAGUUCACCCAGAUUGAAAACCAGUACAAGGAGCAGGGCGAAGAAUCGGACGAGGAGCUCGGGGAGGAUAGCGUCUUGCUCGAAUCGCCUCUAGACAAGAUUGAGCCCUAUCAGCUCUUCCGGGGAGUGCUCCUAAAAGUGCAACAAGAAAACCCUCAGCUGUACUCUAGCCUUACGGCAAACCUCUCGGCCGACGAGCAAUCCGUCAUCCAAACCGCCAUCCACCAAGCCGAGGCCCACGCUCAGGCUGCUUUGCAGAUGGCAGCCCAGGCUGCACACAACCCGCAAGGAGUUCCCAACGGUGGCGCCAGAUGA
Molecule: messenger RNA, 3183 nt
Organism: Durotheca rogersii
Lineage: Eukaryota; Fungi; Ascomycota; Sordariomycetes; Xylariales; Xylariaceae
Product: ARM repeat-containing protein
Exons: 7
Coding region: 1-3183 (1060 amino acids)
Biological process (GO): protein import into nucleus
Cellular component (GO): cytosol; nuclear envelope
Molecular function (GO): small GTPase binding
Source: RefSeq, a predicted model, not a curated record